AAGCUGCCAAACAAGCACGCAUGCAUGUAGUAAUUGCAACUUGAAAUUUCGAAAGUCUGCAGCGAUAAUGCAUCGAGCUCUACUUCUACCUGAUGUUCUUCUAGAGAUAUUUGGAUCCCUCCGAUUCCCUGAUCGCCGAUUAUCUUGGAGAUGCUUUGCAGCACUUGCAACGACAUGCAAAGCCUUUCAUGAACCCGCAAUGAAUGGGCUUUGGGCUGACAUAGAGGACUUGGAUGCACUACUAGGCUGUGUGACGAGGCUGCAUCCAAUAAUAUACCAAAAGUCUACUUACUUUCACGGCUGGUCCUCUCAAGGCCUUGAACCAUUAUCUGAGCUCGAGGCCCAUCAAUUCUUGCGUCACGCCACCCGUGUGUGCUCGAUACGUAUAGAAUCCGACACCCAUUUCCACCUUCUCUCAAUCUUUCCAAACGAGACAUGCUUGUUCCCUAGACUGAUGUCGGUAUCCUUCAUGCUUCAACAUCCAACUAACUACUGGCAUCUCUUCCUGUCCCCCAUGCUGCGUUGUUGUUACCAAGAGUCCAUUCACACAGACUUCAUAUCUCGUUGUGCUGUUUUGGAGCACUUACUCAUAGAGUCCUUUGAUCAGGACAUAGCGGAUGAGCUGUCCUCGCUGUCUGACAGUGUCCGUUCGUGCAAGCGACUUGUAACUUUGACUGGUCCACCCCUCGACUUGGCUGCAUGGGAACACUUGUCCAACCUUCAUACCCUUGUCGGAGUCGUAAUUGGCAAGACGGGGAGAAGAAUUUCGUCCCCCAAGUUGGAUCUCAAUAAUCAUAAUCUCAAUUUCGCACCUUUCCUCAACCUGGCGACUCUUUAUUUCCGCUCAGACACAGCCGUAUACAUCACAACGCUCAUGCAACACUCAGAAUUCCCCUCACUGAAAGAGUUUAGCAUGGAUGGAGGCUGAGCGGCUUUUUCGUGCACUAUCCCAGUGCAAAGCAUGCCAGACCCUCGAAACCAUUUUCAUAGCCUGUUCGGGUCCAGAAGUUCACGAACCCUCAGGCAACUCUUUGACAGCAGUUACACACCUCCUAUGUUUCACGCAGCUCCGAUACCUAUGCCUCAGUCUUCAUUGCUCCAUUGUCAUCGACAACGACCUUCUUUUCGAAGCCAUGUCA
Messenger RNA from Suillus subalutaceus, 1139 nucleotides. RefSeq lists its product as uncharacterized. The transcript has 2 exons. Lineage: Eukaryota; Fungi; Basidiomycota; Agaricomycetes; Boletales; Suillaceae. Bases 68 to 928 code for a protein of 286 amino acids. The record is from RefSeq and is a predicted model, not a curated record.